Messenger RNA from Lathyrus sativus (Indian pea), 684 nucleotides. NCBI's taxonomy places the organism in Eukaryota, Viridiplantae, Streptophyta, Magnoliopsida, Fabales, Fabaceae. The record is from the annotation of a GenBank genome assembly.
AUGAAUCCACAAUCACCGGUUCGGCCCGAACCGGAUCAUCCGGCUCGUUUCGCUCUACCACCCGGUUCCCAUCGCAAAGUCGCGAUCGCCGUUGAUCUCAGCGACGAAAGCGCCUACGCCGUCCGAUGGGCUGUUCAAAACUAUCUCCGACCAGGCGAUACCGUGAUCCUCCUCCACGUCCGUCCAACUAGCGUCCUCUACGGCGCCGAUUGGGGUCCCGUUGAAAAAACCCUAAACAUCAACGACGGUGAUUCAUCAGAGGAGUCACAGCAGAAAAUCGAAGACGAGUUUGCCAAUUUCACGGCGACGAAAGCGAGUGACCUUGCGCAACCGUUGGUGGAGUCGCAAACUCCGUUUAAGAUCCACAUUGUGAAGGAUCAUGAUAUGAAGGAGAGGUUGUGUUUGGAAGUUGAGAGGCUUGGAUUGAGUGCUGUGAUCAUGGGAAGCCGUGGAUUCGGUGCUUCGAAGAGAGCUUCUACGGGGAGACUUGGAAGUGUGAGUGAUUAUUGUGUUCGUCACUGUGUUUGUCCUGUUGUUGUUGUUCGUUAUCCGGAGGAGAGUAAUGGCGGUGGAGUUCAGGGGAAAGAUAGUGGUGGUGUUGGUGAAAAAGUGGAACUUCAUUCUGUGCCUGAGGAAGAACAUGAGGAGUAUCAUGAUGCUAAUGAUGAACAGAAAGAUGCUUAA